Rhododendron vialii is the source of this 1636-nucleotide messenger RNA. Its product is annotated as DUF21 domain-containing protein At2g14520-like. The record is from RefSeq and is a predicted model, not a curated record. Gene Ontology annotation, cellular component: intracellular membrane-bounded organelle. NCBI's taxonomy places the organism in Eukaryota, Viridiplantae, Streptophyta, Magnoliopsida, Ericales, Ericaceae. The transcript is spliced from 12 exons. Gene Ontology annotation, biological process: magnesium ion homeostasis. Bases 282 to 1562 code for a protein of 426 amino acids.
UGUACAAAACUUUACAGUUCCUACGAAAGCGAUAAGGACGAAAACUAUCCAGAUCGCAAAUACCGCAUUCGAGGAAUCAAUUUGGGGGAAGCCUUUGGGCGUUCCUUAUACACACUUCCAGACAAUACUACUCGGAAUUUAUCGUUGCAUUUUCGCCGGGAAAUUCUCCGUCACUCUCCCCCGCCGGCCGGCGAAUCUUAUCCCGCCUUUGUUCCAACAACACCACGUCGUUCGCUUCAGCCGGUUUUUGAAGUCGGAGAGAGAGAGAGAGAGAGAGGUGAAUGGCGGUGGAGUACAAAUGUUGCGGGACGGACUUCUUCAUACACGUAUUGAUAAUCGUGUUUCUGGUGAUGUUCGCCGGGAUGAUGUCGGGGCUCACCCUGGGCCUCAUGUCGAUGAGUCUCGUUGAUCUCGAAGUUCUCGCCAAGUCUGGUACCCCCAAGGAUCGGAAAUACGCUGAGAAGAUAUUGCCAGUUGUGCGAAAGCAACAUUUACUGCUUUGCACCCUGCUUAUUUGCAAUGCUGCCGCCAUGGAGGCGCUUCCCAUUUUUCUGGACAGUCUUGUUACUGCUUGGGGUGCCAUCCUGAUUUCAGUUACUUUGAUACUUCUGUUUGGUGAGAUUAUACCACAAUCUGUUUGUUCUAGAUAUGGAUUGGCUAUAGGUUCAACUGUUGCUCCAUUUGUUCGUGUUCUUGUUUGGAUCUGCUUUCCCGUAGCCUAUCCAAUAAGCAAGCUAUUGGACUUUCUGCUAGGACAUGGUCACGUAGCUCUUUUCCGCAGAGCUGAGUUGAAAACACUUGUUGAUAUGCAUGGUAAUGAGGCUGGAAAAGGUGGAGAACUCACACAUGAUGAGACAACAAUUAUUGCUGGAGCAUUGGAGCUUACUGAGAAAAUAGCUAGUGACGCCAUGACUCCCAUAACUGAAACUUUUGCUAUUGAUAUCAAUGCUAAGCUUGACAGGGAGCUGAUGCAUUUAAUUUUGGAGAAAGGACAUAGCAGAGUUCCAGUCUACUAUGAGCAAACUACAAACAUAAUUGGAGUUAUUCUGGUGAAGAAUUUAUUAACCAUCCAUCCAGAAGACGAAGUGCCAGUAAAGGCUGUUACUAUUCGUAGGAUUCCGAGGGUUCCGGAAACUCUGCCCUUAUAUGACAUCUUGAAUGAGUUUCAAAAAGGUCACAGUCACAUUGCUGUUGUUGUAAGACAAUGCAACAAACGAGAGGAGCAGCCUGAUAGCAAGAUUGAUGAAAAUUCCGUAAUGGAUGUGAGGGUAGAUGUUGAUGUUGAAAAGACUGCUCAAGAGAAGGCUUUGAAGGCCAAACGACAGCUCCAGAAAUGGAAGAGUUUUCCCAAUACUGGCAGCAAUUCUAUUAGGGGUAGCUCUAGGAGCAAGAAGUGGUCAAAGGACAUGUACUCAGACAUCUUGCGAAUUGAUGAUAGCCCACUCCCAAAGCUUCCUGACGAAGAGGAAGCUGUUGGCAUUAUUACUAUGGAAGAUGUCAUUGAAGAGCUUUUACAGGAGGAGAUAUUUGAUGAGACCGACCACCAGUUUGAGGAUUCAUGACAAUUGUUUUGUUUAUAAGGUUGUACUUCUAUAUAUAUAGACGGUGAAGAAAAAAAUUGUUGUAUUUGUUUCAA